UGACAACACACCGAGAUGGCAAACCCCGCGCUGACGUCACGGCACCGCCACCUGGCCGUCCUCCUGGUCGCGACAGUCCUGUCGCUUGCACUGGCCACCUCAGAACAGCAGCAACAACGAGGGUCUAAGGACAAGAAAAAGUUCGACUACUGCGUCAUCGGAGCCGGGCCGUCUGGCCUGCAGAUGGCCUACUACCUGAAGAAGGCCGGCAGGGACUACAGGGUCUUCGAGAAGAGCAACAUGACAGGUUACUUCUUCGGCACGUACCCGAAGCACCGAAGGCUGAUCAGCAUCAACAAGGUACACACGGGUCAGCAGAACCCGGAGUACAACCUCAGGCACGACUGGAACUCCCUCCUCAGCGAUGACCCGUCGCUGCUCUUCAAACACUACUCGAGGGACUACUUCCCGCAGGCGGACACCUUGGUCAAGUACCUCGACGAGUACCGGCGCAAGCUCGACCUCAGCGUCCAGUUCGACACCGAGGCGCGCAACAUCCGGCGGCUUCCGAAGGAGACGCCCACGGGACACCGGUUCCAGUUCGAGGACCAGCGCGGGGAGACGUACUGGUGCAAGUACGCGCUCAUGGCCAACGGCAUGUCCAGGCCCAACGAGCCCUACUUCGAGGGCCACGCGAUGACCGUGGGUUACGAGGACGUGUCCACGGACCAGGCCGACUUCGAGGCCAAGACGGUGCUCAUCCUAGGCAGCGGCAAUUCGGCCUUCGAGACGGCCAACCACGUGGCCGGCGUGGCCAACUACGUCCACCUGCUGGCCAGCUCGCCGCCGCGGUUCGCCUGGAGCACGCACUACGUGGGAGACCUGAGGGCUGUGAACAACGAGCUGCUGGACCACUACCAGCUUAAGUCGCUAGACGGCCUGCUCGAGGCCAAUCUGAACAUCCUGCAGUUAGUUCGCACCCAGUCCGGCAAGCUGGCGCUGCAGUUGCGCAACGACAGCUCCUUCAACUACGCGCCGCCUGAUGACGAGUACGACGUGGUGAUACGCUGCCUGGGCUUCACGUACAACGACGACAUGUUUUCGCCGCGCACGAAGCCGGAGCGCGCUGCGGGACGAAGGUCCAAGUUCCCCCUAAUCAACCGAGACUUCGAGUCGGCCAACGUGCCGGACCUGUACUUCGUGGGUUCCACGGCGCACUCCUUGGACUUCAGGGAGACCGCCGGUGGAUUCAUCCACGGAUUCAGAUACACCUCGCGCGCCCUCCACCGGCUGCUGGAGUGGAAGAACCACGGCGUGCCCUGGCCGAGCGAGCGGCGGCCCCUGGCUCAGCUGAUGGACGCCAUCUUGACGCGGGUGAACGAGGCCUCGGGCAUCUACCAGAUGCACCACUUCCUCGGCGACGUCAUCAUCAUUGACCGGAACACACUGGAGUUUGAGUACCUGCAGGAGUUCCCACUGCCGCUGCUGCCCCAGUUUGAAGAGAAGACGGGCCACAAGGUCGAAGGCAAGGAGGUGAUCGUGGUGGCGCUCCGCUACAACCCGGACUUCACGGGACCCCGGCUGGACACCUUCCACUCCGACCGGGCGGUCGAGGACGUCGAGAAGGCGCACCUGUCAAACUUCCUGCAUCCCGUCAUCUACUACUACAAUCGGCUCAUCCAAAAACCAGCGGGCGAGCACGUAGAAGAGCUGGAGAACCGCCACGGCAACCCUAGCAUUCCGGUGCCUGACAGGAUCCACCACAUGCUCGAAGACUUCCUGACGCGGUGGACCUCACCGCACCUGCACGUUGAGCCACUACGAAGGUACCUCGAGUCGUGCCUGGGUGUGGAUCUGCGCCGCUACCGAAGCACCGAGUGCUUCGCCAAGCUCCUGGACGGGGCGGCGGAGGACGUGGCAUCACCACUUCCGCUGAGUUGUGUGCAGCGGCCCGAGUUCGAGACCAGCCACUUCUUGCACCCCGAGCAUGGGCACACCUUUGCGCAGAACUAGGUUGACCUGUCUGCUGCCGAUGCUGCACCCGCACAAAGCUAAAGCCCAGA
Molecule: messenger RNA, 2003 nt
Organism: Rhipicephalus sanguineus (brown dog tick)
Lineage: Eukaryota; Metazoa; Arthropoda; Arachnida; Ixodida; Ixodidae
Product: FAD-dependent oxidoreductase domain-containing protein 2
Exons: 10
Coding region: 16-1953 (645 amino acids)
Molecular function (GO): monooxygenase activity; flavin adenine dinucleotide binding
Source: RefSeq, a predicted model, not a curated record